Messenger RNA from Mesorhabditis spiculigera, 483 nucleotides. The record is from the annotation of a GenBank genome assembly. Lineage: Eukaryota; Metazoa; Nematoda; Chromadorea; Rhabditida; Rhabditidae.
AUGACGCGGAUAUUGCUCUUAUUUGCGGCUAUUUUGAGCCUAGGUAUUUCAAAAGUUAUCGAGUCCUCCGGUGAGCCCGACCCUUGCGAAUGCUUCAAAUCCAAGCUAAACUUUACCGACAUCACGGAUGAAUACACUUUUCGAGUCCCGGCCGGAAGUUGUGAACUUUACUGUCAGCUUACGGUAGAUACGGCGUUGAAGCCAAACGCAACGCAUAAGCCCGGCUUCAAACUGUUCUACAAGCUUGACGGGAUGAGGAGAGCUGUUGUGCCAUGUACUAUGCUAAAAGUUCGACCUGUCGGAGGGCCAAUGUCCAAACUGAUCGUUAUUGAUCCGCGUCUAUUUUUCGACAUCCCGUAUCGAGCCUUCUCGCUGACGCACCGCUGGCAAGAUGAGGGUGGCUUUGAAUGGGAAAAGAAUGAGUACGACACGGACGACUACAAAAUGUGGAUCACCGUCCGCCCCUACUACUUCUUGAAGACU